This is a messenger RNA of Naegleria fowleri, 1686 nucleotides long. RefSeq lists its product as uncharacterized. Gene Ontology annotation, cellular component: nucleus. The record is from RefSeq and is a predicted model, not a curated record. NCBI's taxonomy places the organism in Eukaryota, Heterolobosea, Eutetramitea, Acrasida, Naegleriidae. Gene Ontology annotation, molecular function: promoter-specific chromatin binding; protein binding. Bases 1 to 1686 code for a protein of 561 amino acids. The transcript has a single exon.
AUGAUGGAUAAUUCCACGAGUAUUGCUGCUUCCUCUCCCUUUGAACAAGAAAGGGAUCAAAUUGAUGCAACAUUGGGAUCCUUCCGUUCCAAACGUUAUCAUUCUCUUCGGAAGGAAUUACGAGCCGUUAAGAAAUCUAAAGCCUCUGCUUCCACUUCUCCUUCCUCUAAUCAUCAUCAUCAUUCUCAUCAUCAACAUUAUCAUGAGAAUAGUUUUAAAAGGCAAUCAACGGCAAAUUCUACCUAUUUGGAAUGGAGAAGGUUCUUGUUGGAACAAAAAGGACAAACCUUUGCAUCCGCUCAGUCCAAUCCUUCCAUGAAACUCACCCCACAAGAUAUGCUAAUGGUAUUCGAUGCCAAGAAACAACAAGACCAAAUGAAGCCUCCUCAAUUCUUGUUUUUGUCUGGAGGUUCUACGAAUAUUCCAAAAUCAUCAUCAGCCUCUCAUCGAAGAAGUCAAAGCAAUCGUUUAUCAGAACAUGACAGUUGUGCCUCGUAUCAAUUGGAUUCUCAGUUGGAUUCAAGUCAGAUCAUGAGUGGACAUGAAGACUCGAUAUCUGAUGAAAAUGUGGAAGAUUAUGAAACCAAUUCUCCAUCUGUUCCAAGAACUAAAAUGUCUGAAGUUUAUGAAUUUGUUGGCAUGCAUCACAUCUUUGAACUUGGAAAUGGAUAUGAUGGAAUUGAAGUCACUGUCAUCAAGUUUGCCAAUGACAAUAGGGAUUUAUUGGCAUUUGCUGCCAACGAUGGCACUUUAGCAAUCGCAACAGCGUGGAAAACACCAGAAAUUAUACAUCGUCUGAAAGGACACAAAGAUGCCAUUCUAGAUUUUGAUUGGUCACUUAGUAAUGAAUACAUUUUAACAGUUUCCAAAGAUGCAACAAUACGUAUUUGGAACACAUCUAACGGAAAAUGUAUUAGAGUUAUUGACAAGCAGGGAGCUUGUCGAGCCGUCAAAUUCUUCCCACUUAAUCCAAAUUUCUUUUGUGUUGGAUUCGAAGGAGGAAUUGUCGGAUUGUACAAUUUGAGUACAGGAAAACUUGUAGAAAAGUUGAAAAUUAACAAAUUAUCUGUGGGAAUGGGAAGUUUUGUGAAUAUUAACAUGUCACUUGGAUCGAAUAAUCAUGUGACAUGUUUAACGUUCUCUACACUGGGUAAUCGAAUUUUCAUUGGUGAUGUGAUGGGAUAUCUAUGGAUUUAUGACUUUGAUGCUUCAAAAAUUGCCUUUGGAAAACUCCUCCAAAAAACUAAGGUAUCCCUCAACGGAAAGAGCAUCUCAUCCAUUGAUUAUCAAAUGUGGACAGGAAAUUCUUCAAAAGCUAGCCCCAGAAUUUUAGUUAGUGCCAUGGACAGCUAUGUGCACUUGUAUCAGUAUAGCCAGACGGCAGGUCAAUUUAUAGAAUCCAUUCGAUUCCCCGUCUCGCAGAAAAACCAUCCUGUAAGAAGUCAUUUUUGUCCACUUGUUCCUUAUAUGGCCAGUUCAUGCUUUGUUACAGGAAGUGAAUCAACAGAAAUUUUGUUUUACAGCACCAAGUUUGGUUCCUCUCAUGCGAUCAAUCGUUUGAUGGGACACUCCUCUCCAGUGCUGGACGUGUCGUGGUCCUAUGAUGAGACUCUGUUGGCAAGUUGUGACAGCUCAGGAGUUGUCAUUUUGUGGAAACGAAGACCACUCGAAGAUAAGGAUGCUUAG